AUGCUGCCAGAUCAUUCCUCACUCCUCUCAAGAUACAUUAAACUCUUGUUCCUGGCCUUAGCUGUCCUUGUGGUCCUGGCUCAAGCUUCCCCAGGUGGAUGGUUCCAAAAGUGCUUUUAUAGAAUUGGCCAAUGCAGGCCAAAUUGCCACGAAAAUGAGAAGCAGAAAGGAAAAUGUAUAGGGGGAAAACGUUGCUGCCUCCCUAUGGUAAAGUCGAAAUCAUCAAGCCUUCCCGAGAAAGAAGAGAUGACAUGUAAGACUAGGACAAAUGAAACUAGCCAAAGAAUUUUAACAGACCUUAUAAUGAGUCAGUGA
Messenger RNA from Miniopterus natalensis, 315 nucleotides. Its product is annotated as beta-defensin 115-like. NCBI's taxonomy places the organism in Eukaryota, Metazoa, Chordata, Mammalia, Chiroptera, Miniopteridae. Gene Ontology annotation, biological process: innate immune response. Gene Ontology annotation, cellular component: extracellular region. The record is from RefSeq and is a predicted model, not a curated record.